Molecule: messenger RNA, 1533 nt
Organism: Schistocerca piceifrons (Central American locust)
Lineage: Eukaryota; Metazoa; Arthropoda; Insecta; Orthoptera; Acrididae
Exons: 3
Coding region: 1-1533 (510 amino acids)
Source: RefSeq, a predicted model, not a curated record
AUGGAGUCGAAUAGUAACAAGCAAGACGAGAACAUUACAAGGUCAGACUCAGAAUUAGGGACCAUAGAUACUGUUGUAGGGUUUGAAAAUCCUAUAGAUGAAUCCACACCCACAAAACAGGAGGAACGGGAAGUGAAACCAGAGGUAGUGAAAAGUGAACCCAAUGUAUCUGUGGAUGCAAGUCACAAGGGAGAGGAUAUGGAAUUAACAAGUUUGUUAAAUAGGAUGAUGACGCAAAUUCGAGAAGGGAAUGCUAGUUUGAAAGCAGAAAUGGCUAGUCAUAUAUCACAAUUGGAGGAAAACCUAUCUGGUAAUAUAAAAGCCAAUUUAGAUAUUUUGAAUACGCAAAGCCAGCGUAUCACAGAGGUAAACAAAUCAGUAAAUAGAAUUAGGGCUGAAAUAACAAAUGUUCAGAGAAAAGUCACAGAAAUAGAGAAAAGAUUUGAUACCGAAAUUCAGAGAAUAGAGAAAUCAGUGGAACCUUUGGUUAGUGAAAAAUUAGAACCGAUAACUGAAAGUAAAUUACAGGUGAUAGUACCAGUUGUAAAGAAAGAGACUGUUAAGGAAACGGCAGCUGAUAUUGAAACACUGCGCAAUACCAUGUUGAGUUUUGAUGCACGUGUGCGGGAGCAGGAGAAUACACUGCGUAAUGACAUAAAAUUGUUAAGUCAGCAAGUUCAGAAUCAGACGUUUCUUAACUGUAGUGGUAUCCCAUUGAGUGACGAAUUGAUGAAGGAAGAGUCAGAGAAGGCGUUGUUUGUCGGUACGGAUGGCAACUGUGCAGAGAGGCAGGGGCAAGGGAGGAGUGAUGUGACUUAUGGUAAAAGGUUCGUACGAAUAGUCGACGAAUCGCAUCGAGAAGUAAUUAAAGAGGAAAGGGUGGAUAAGAAAAAGGGGCAUAGUGCAGAGACGCAUGGCGAUUCAGAAAUUACCUCGUAUGCAGAAUAUGUACAUCAGCUCAAAAGCCAGCCAGCACAAUUAGAAAGAUCUUCCACUCAAGUGAUUAGUUUGGACCCGAAUAUGACAGUGUUAGAGAGCCAUACCGAUUAUGAUGUGUACCUAGUGACAGCAAGAGUACAUGACUGUGAUGAAGAUUCUUUUAAAGAAAUUAGAGAAAGUGUAUCUAACCAAGAGAAAGAGUGUUGUGAUCCCUGUAGUACUGAAGCAAAUGAGUUGAGUGAGACUGGAAUUCCAUUAGUAGGGGAAAAUAAUGAAAGUAAGAGUGGCGAAUGCACUAUCCAACAAAGGGAAAGUAGAGAAAUGGAUUAUAAUUUGGGUGAAUUAUUGGAAUCCGAAGAAGGUCAUAUUUCUAAGGAGGAGGAAUUAUCGUCAGAAUCAUCAGAAAGCAUCCAGGGAGAAAAAGAAGUAGAGGAAGUUUCCGAUUCCGCAACCGAGAGUUCAGGCAUGACAGAUUCGAAUGAGAACGAGAUGACAUUAAAGAGCCUAGACGAAGGACUAUUGGAAAAAGCGGUGAAAGAAUUUAGGAUGAAAAGGAGAAAGAAACCUCCAGAUGGAAUGGAACAGGGUAAAUGA